AUGGGACGACUUCAACACGUCGAGGGAGCCGUGUACCGUAAAAUCCUGGAUGAGAACCUUCCCUCAUCCAGAAUCAUAAAGGUUGGAAGAUGGGUUUUCCAGCAAGACAACAUCACCAAGGCAACAAAGGGGCAGCUAAAGAAGUCAUACAGUGGCCUAGCCAAAAGUAAUAGUCUGACCCUCGGGGCACGUCUACAUUCAUAUUUGCUGCUACCGUCCCCUUAUUGCUGGAGGAAAGUGCAGUCCCUGGCCGCCACCUGGAACCAAACCCUGAGUAACGCCACGAGCCAGUGGAGCGGCUCGGGAAUCUACUGUGAAACCUCCAUCGAUGGGAUCGGCACCUGCUGGCCAAGGAGCAGCGCGGGGCAGCUGGUGGCGCGACCCUGUCCUGAGAUGUUUUACGGCGUCCGGUACAACACCACCAAUAAUGUUUAUAGGCGAUGUCUUGCAAAUGGGACAUGGGCGUUGAAGGGGAACUACUCCAUGUGUAAGGCCAUCCUUCACGAGGAGAAAAAAAGCAAGAUGCACUACCAAAUAGCCGUGAUCAUAAACUUCCUGGGUCACUGCAUCUCCAUGGUGGCGCUGCUCAUAGCCUUCUUCCUCUUCUUGUGUUUGAGAUGCAAAGCUACAAAUUUGUGUCUGCGGUCGUCGUAUGAUUCUGGACCUUCUAUAUGGUGUCGCCUUGUGACCGCCUCCUUCAACUAUUUCCACUCCACCAACUUCUUUUGGAUGUUUGGAGAGGGCUGCUACCUCCACACCGCCAUCGUCCUCACCUACUCCACCGACAAGCUCCGCAAGUGGAUGUUCAUCUGCAUCGGCUGGUGUAUACCGUUCCCGAUAAUCGUGGCGUGGGCCAUCGGGAAGCUCUACUACGACAACGAGAAGUGCUGGUUUGGGAAGCGCGCUGGCGUGUACACCGACUACAUCUAUCAAGGUCCCAUGAUUCUGGUUUUAGUGGUAAGAGUCUCUUUUUUUGCCCUUCAGUACUUCUGCAAGAAGCUUUGCAACCCACGUUCUACCAGGUCCCUCCUCUUCAGUCUCAUCGAUGUCAUUGUUGCCUGCUCUGUACCACCGCUGUCCCUGCCUUGGGCCUUCCACACAUCUGAGCCUGUCCGUCAUGGUUGUCUGAUCUGGGGUUUCUUCGCCUGCAGGAAAGCCGUGAAGGCCACGCUCGUGCUCCUCCCCCUCCUGGGAAUCACCUAUAUGCUGUUUUUUGUCAACCCAGGGGAAGAUGAGAUCUCUCAAAUCGUCUUCAUCUACUUCAACUCCUUCUUGGAAUCCUUCCAGGGCUUCUUUGUGUCAGUAUUUUACUGCUUCCUAAACAGCGAGGUGCGCUCAGCCGUGAGGAAGCGCUUCCACCGAUGGCAGGAGCAGCACUCGAUCCGAGCCAGGAUGACCCAGGCCAUGUCCAUCCCCACUUCACCUUCACGGGUCAGCUUUCACAGCAUCAAGCAGUCGACGUCGCUAUGAAAGAGGAAGCCAGCUUUGUCCUACAUGCUCGCGCUUUGGGAGAAACCUCCAGCUGUCAUUGUCAUCCUUUUCUGCCACAUCACUGGAGUAACACUAAAACACUUUCUGCGGCUAGAGAUCUAGAGAGAGGCUGCAUCAGUCUCCUAAACCUCAGGAGGGACAUUACACAGACUUUCAGGAGAAAAUGGAUGGGUACAGGCGGGAGAGGACGUUGCGAUGUUUGUGAAAAUGGGAGGUUAGUGGAUCAAAAAGAUGCACGUGACCAAGCUGAUGAGUGUGUACUGGAGUUUGAAUGUACAGCACUUGUUUAAUUGUCUGUCGUUUCCCCGCUGGCACUUUGUUUUUGCUAACAUCGCCAUCACGAUUGAGGAUUUACGCUCCUGGACUGCACCGAGCUGGAUUCCAUCUCAGCGGAGUCGUGUGCUAGCAGGGGCGUCGUUACUUAUCCUGAGAUUUUAUUUUAAGUUUUUAUUUUUCUCUCAAGCAGCUGUCUGGUUCUGGUGUUUGUUUAUUUGAUGUUGUGCUUUCUUCCUCUGUUCUCAGCUCGCUGCGCUCGUGCUGCUUUCAUCGACUUUCCAGGAAGGUUAAACACAUUCCAUAAUUCCCACCUGAAGAGUUUUGUUCCAGAAAAAACAGACACAUUUACAGCUUUUACAGCUUUCAGUAACCUCCAAGUGACCCUCUGGGGACAUUCAUGAGCCUACGUGUAUAUUUCUGUGACAACUUUAAUUGUUUUCUGUAAGAAGUGGCCCAUUGGGAUGGCAGUGUUUGUCUUCUAUUUACAUUUUCCACCUUUAAUCGCUGCAUUGUGACAGUAACAGACUGAGAACAGCGUGAUUUAGUGCUGCAGAAGCCCAAUAAUGCAAUGAAAACAGCUCAGCUGAUGGAGAAAAUUCAGGUUAACUCCCAUAAUUUCUUACCUCUUAACACUUUAGAAUAUUGGUCAUAGAGAAAGGAAACAUAGUAUGAUAUUAUAAAGAUAUAAUCUAGCCUUUAAAACCAUUUAUUCCAGUAUAAAAUGAGGUUUAAGGUUACUGUUAGUUAGUUUCACAUCAUUCGUCUCCUUUCUGAGCUCAGGUGACUUCUUAGUCGAGCACAAAGAGUGAAAGUGGAGGAAAUAGCCUUUUACUGCAGAAUAAUUACAUGGCUUAACUCUCGCUUAAAGCACAAGCUUUCAUGUGUAUGUUUCUAUUUAUGUACAGAUUAAACAGGCGGGAUAAUUAGGGCGGUGUAGGGUGGCUGUGGUUGAGAUGAUGGAGGUAUGUCCACUAAUUGAAUUUAAAAUCCUCCUCCUCACAUACAAAGUCCUGGAUGAUCAGGCCCCAUCAUAUCUUAAAGUCCUCUGAGCACCGCAUUAUCCCAAUAGAGCACUUCACACUUGAGGCGACUGUUUCUGUGAAAUAUAUAUGUAGGAUUUAAUCUAACUGAAUUAAUUGCAGGGUUAGCCGUCCAGUCUUCAGCUCCCCCUAUAAUAAAACCCUGGAGUGAAAUGGCAUGUGAUAAAAAUCUGCUGGAUAAGCGAAUUCCAUUCAGCUUCAUAAGUGCAUAUUUCUAUAUAUAGCUAACCUUUGCCCCUUUGACUACAGCUGCUGUGCCAAGUAAGGCUAAUCUCUUCCUGGCUUUAGCUCACAUUGGGGCAAAAUAUGGUCAGAACGUCCCUACAGAUCAUUUCAAUCUGGCCCCAAACAGAGGAACUGAAUAAGAAUCAUCCCUCAAACCUCUCAUGGUGAUUGUCUGCUACGACUGUGUGGUUAUCAAAUGCUGACACAACAUUUCGUUGGAAUUUUCUUUUAUUGUAACCUGUAACAAUGGUUUCUGUUCAGCUACAGAGACGUGUAGCCUUUCUUCUAAUUUAUCUUACUGAUCAUUUAUGGUGCCCGUCUCUGCGCCUGCAGAUCCGCCUCAGUAAUAAUUGGUAGAGGGUUUUUUUUUUUUGUGCCGAUUUGACCUACUUUGGCCUGAGAGGUUGGCUGCAUUCAGACCAUCUCUGAAUCACGUGUGAUGACCUGAAUUUGGCUAAGAUGUAGAUUCAGCUUCAGACUCAUUGGGACUCUUGGGUGUCUCUUUGGCUGUGAUUUUACUCCUGGCACACUGGUUCUGGACCAUUUUGAAGCCAGACCAGUUUGGAUACAUGUGUACUCAGAAAGUGCACACAUGGCAUAUUUUGUUUUCUAUACACACACACAGUAAUCAUGCAUGUUUCUCACAUAUUCUCAUCAUCUUAUCCAAACUAAACCUUUGUGGGCAGAAAAACAGUAUUAACAAUAGAAAGUUAAUGUGGCAAAUACAUUAAAUUCUAGAUAUAAGAAAGACUUUUUUUUUUUUUUUAAUUAACCCACUUUCAAAGGAUUAAAUGUUUAAUUAUCUAAUUUAGAAAUAAUUAGUAUAAUACCUGUGAAACUAUUUAUACACUUACCUCUAGAAAAACAUAAGUCUAAGCAUAAGAGAAGCAGCUACUAAAUGAACUCUGUUUGUUUACAGCUGAAAGAAACAAAAGAAUCAGAAUAUUUAAAACCCAAAACUAUGACCUGAAAGUUGCUCAAAAAGAGUUUUUUAGAGCUGUAACCACAGGACCAGUGUGAGUGACAGCAUGUUUCACAUUACUUGGACACACAAUACAUUUAAUUUUGUGGCAUUUUAAAUCAAAUUAAGCGUCGUGUUAGUUCAGGUCACGAAGUGAUUAAAGUCUCUGCGGCAUCCCGCGUGGUUUUCUUUUACUUAUCCUGUCGGUUAAACUUGUCAGAGCCCACAGUUUCACUCCUUCAGCAUGUAGUUGCUGUGAAUCUGCAAGCCACUUUGCAACCAGUCAAUUUUUCAGAUGGAAAGAUUCUGCGUUAGUGGUCCUUUUAGUGCAGAGACUUUCACAAAGUAUAAAAACUGCAGUGAGAAUGAGUGGACCGCGUGUUCAGCAGUUCCUUUAAUGCUUGUAAGUUAGUUAGUUGUUAUAUUUUUUCCUUGUCAGGGACCAGGCACAAAAGGAUUGAACUCAUAUGAGAAACGAUGCCUUAUACUGGAUUUAGCUACAAGCACUUUAAAUACAUACAAUAUUAAACAAGCCUAUACUACAAAUGCAGAUAAUAACAAGAUAAUCAAAUGUACAAGCUUCUUCUUCUUUUGUGGAUCAUCUGCUUCCAUUUCACUCUUUCUGUAGCGUCCACCUCUGUCACAUGACCCCCCUCACAACACCCAUGAAUCUUCACUGCAGUCUGUGCUGUUCGUCCUGCCUGGCAGCUGCCCUGUCCGGACUGUUUCGGCGUCGCCUCACUAAGUUCCCAUCCAAACACCUCAAUCUGAUGUACUUGUUUCUAAUCCUUUUCAUGCUGGAUUCUUCUAAUGAUAAGUACAGUUUCCACCGGCACCCUGUUAGCCAACAGCAUCAGGGGUGGUCA
Messenger RNA from Neolamprologus brichardi, 4859 nucleotides. Lineage: Eukaryota; Metazoa; Chordata; Actinopteri; Cichliformes; Cichlidae. The record is from RefSeq and is a predicted model, not a curated record.